This is a messenger RNA of Nelumbo nucifera (sacred lotus), 2629 nucleotides long. RefSeq names its product methionyl-tRNA synthetase / methionine-tRNA ligase / MetRS (cpMetRS) (gene OVA1). The record is from RefSeq and is a predicted model, not a curated record. Gene Ontology annotation, molecular function: ATP binding; methionine-tRNA ligase activity. Gene Ontology annotation, biological process: methionyl-tRNA aminoacylation. Lineage: Eukaryota; Viridiplantae; Streptophyta; Magnoliopsida; Proteales; Nelumbonaceae. Gene Ontology annotation, cellular component: chloroplast stroma; mitochondrion.
UCUGUUCGAUGGUCGAAGAGUGUCAACGAAUAGCUCAAAGGCUUCCUCAAAAGGAUCAAGUUGGUUCACGUCCACCGGGAAGCGGGAAGGGAACUCCGCCACUGACUGGUUGACGAACAAAGGACAACUUCAAGAGGAGAGCUACCUCCAUGAGGUUCCCUGUGAUUUAAGAUUCAUAGCUUUCUUGGAUAUGGCGGGGAGGGCUAUGUCGCGCCUCUGUUAAGCUCUCUUCCAUUGUAUCAAAGAAAGAAAGCUCGAAGUCUGAACUGCUGUUGGUGAUUACAACGAACUGGAACUCAAAUUCAAGUCUUCAACCACAGGAACAAUCAACAAGUCCUGUUAUUAGACCUUUAAUAUAUUAAAUAAACCAUACAUAGUUACAUAAAAUUUCAGUUAUUUGUUUUUUAAUGUUAUCAUUAUUUAUGGAUAUGUCCAUAAUUUUUUAUUUUUAUUUUUUUAAAUUUGGGGCUUACACCUUGCCUCCCAUCCGCCUUUAGCCUUUUAGAACCUUGGUUCUAAGUGAAUGAUACUGUGAGAGGGAGAGAAAUCUACCAAAUUGAACAGGUGAAAAAAAUGGCGGGGAGAGUACUCUUCUCGUUGCAGAAUGGUGUCUGGUUAUUCUCUCCUUUAUCUUCUAUGAAUUCUAAAGGCAAACAUCUCAGAAAUCGGCUCCAUUUCCAUCGAAGUCCAUUUUCUUCGCCAUCAUCCAAGUCAGUAAUGUUUUGCAGUUGUAGAAGCCAUCUUCAGAGCCAGAGUGGUGGAGAAGAAUCCAUUACUAUUGAACCUUUCGUUCUCACCACCCCACUUUACUACGUAAACGCUCCUCCCCACAUGGGAAGCGCUUAUACCACCAUCGCUGCUGAUGCAAUUGCUCGAUUUCAGAGACUGUUGGGGAAGAAGGUUAUAUUUGUCACUGGCACGGAUGAACACGGUGAGAAAAUUGCUACUGCCGCCACUGCCUGUGGUGCCAGCCCAAGUGAACACUGUGAUACCAUUUCUCAUGCUUACAAGAUGCUUUGGAAGGAUCUAGACGUAUCUUAUGACAAGUUCAUUCGAACAACUGAUCCAAGUCAUGAAGCAAUUGUCAAGGAAUUUUACUCUAGAGUCCUCGGCAAUGGUGACAUUUACCGAGCUGAUUACGAGGGCCUUUAUUGUAUCAACUGUGAGGAGUAUAAGGAUGAGAAGGAACUACUUGAUAACAACUGUUGCCCAAUACACCUCAAACCUUGUGUUCAACGAAAGGAGGACAAUUAUUUUUUUGCUUUGUCAAAGUAUCAAAAGUCAUUGGAAGAGGUUUUGGCACACAACCCAGACUUCGUACAGCCUUCUUUUCGCUUGAAUGAGGUGCAAAGUUGGGUUAGAAGUGGUCUGAGAGAUUUCUCCAUUUCCCGGGCAUCUGUGGAUUGGGGCAUUCCUGUACCUAAUGAUAAUAAGCAGACUAUAUAUGUUUGGUUUGAUGCUUUACUGGGAUAUAUAUCAGCAUUAUCAGAGAACAAAGAAAAACCUACUUUACAAGGUGCAGUCUCUUCAGGUUGGCCUGCGUCACUCCACUUAAUUGGCAAGGACAUCCUACGGUUCCAUGCAGUUUACUGGCCAGCUAUGCUAAUGUCAGCUGGGCUAAGUAUUCCUAGGACGGUCUUUGGUCAUGGAUUUCUGACAAAGGAUGGCAUGAAGAUGGGGAAGUCACUUGGUAACACACUUGAUCCAAAGGAUUUGGUGAACAGAUUUGGAUCUGAUGCAGUAAGGUAUUUCUUCCUCAGGGAAGUGGAAUUUGGAAGUGAUGGAGACUACUCGGAGGAUCGUUUCAUCAAUAUUGUCAAUGCACAUCUUGCCAAUACAAUUGGAAAUCUUCUUAACCGUACACUUGGGCUUCUUAAGAAGAAUUGUCAGUCAACUUUGGCAGUUGAUUCAACUAUUGCUGCUGAAGGAAAUGCAUUCAAGGGCACUGUAGAGAAGUUGGUCGAGAAAGCAAGGAUUCACUAUGAAUCCCUUUCACUCUCAUCAGCUUGUGAAGCUGUACUAGAGAUUGGUAAUGCUGGGAACUUGUACAUGGAUGAUCAUGCACCGUGGUCUCUUUUCAAGAAAGGGGGUGCUGCUUCAGAAGCUGCUGUGAAGGAUCUUGUUACCAUAUUGGAAGCUAUGAGGAUCAUAGCCAUUGCAUUAUCUCCUAUUGCUCCAAGUUUAAGUUUAAGGAUAUAUGCACAGCUUGGCUAUUCAAAGGAUCAAUUUGAUGCUACAACCUGGAGUGAUACCAAAUGGGGUGGGCUGAAGCAGGGCCAGGUCAUGGCUCAGCCCAAGCCUGUCUUUGCAAGGAUCGAAAAUCUAGUGGAAGGGGAUAACAGAGAAGCAAGUGAAAGGCUAGUCAAAGAUAAAUCAAGGGUACCACAAACUCAGAGGUUUGCAGAAGCUUAGAUCUAUCUGGUUGCGGCUCAAUAAUGUCUAUCCACAUCAAUUAUAGUUUGAUUUAAUUAAUUAUUGGGUAGAAAAUAUAUAUUUGAAAUAUAUUUUCUUAGCAGGUAGAAAUUCUUUCUCGUCUCCUAACUCAAGUUUGUUUUGGGGAAUGGGGAUUUAUUUUGUAUCAGUUUGUAUAUGGCAUUAUGGAAGGAUUCAAGAGGUAUGAAUUUGAGAA